This is a messenger RNA of Pochonia chlamydosporia 170, 411 nucleotides long. RefSeq names its product dynein light chain-related protein. Gene Ontology annotation, biological process: microtubule-based movement. The record is from RefSeq and is a predicted model, not a curated record. The coding region runs from base 1 to 411 and encodes 136 amino acids. NCBI's taxonomy places the organism in Eukaryota, Fungi, Ascomycota, Sordariomycetes, Hypocreales, Clavicipitaceae. Gene Ontology annotation, cellular component: cytoplasmic dynein complex; cytoplasm. The transcript has 3 exons. Gene Ontology annotation, molecular function: dynein intermediate chain binding.
AUGACAGAUUCCCCAACGCCCAACGGCCACGAUGCUCUGGAAGAGAGACUUGGGCGCCUAUCCAAGAAACCCGGCGUUCGGGCAAGCAUCGUCCUCGAUAGAACGAGCGGUGCGAUCCUCAAGACCAGCGGCGAACUAUCUGCGCUACGGACAGCGAAGGCUCGAGACGCUGCCACGGCCGCAUCAUUCUCUAAUGAGGCUCCUGUUGCUGAGGCAAGCGAGUCGCAAGGAGUAGAGGACUUUGCAGCAAUGAUUUGGAACUUUGUCAAUACGUCUGGACAUUUGGUGGAAGAGGUGGACACGGAGGACGAACUGCGACUUCUUAGACUACGAACCAAGAAACAAGAGAUUGUUAUAGUUCCCGACGUCAAAUAUGUUCUAACCGUCAUCCACGACACACCAUCAGCUUGA